UCACUAGCUGAAUGCCACCUACAGCCAACUAUUCACACGUCCGGUACUACAGUAUGAUCAUCCUUUACUACAUGCAGUCUACACUGUGCUGUAUCUAAAACUGUUGAUAGUCAAGCAGAUGUCAAUUUCUAGAUAUGUCAGCAGGUACCGUUUGCUUACCAUGCACUGUCGCAUACCUAGACUUUAGAUUUCAAUUGUCUUGAUCACGAUCGCGAAACGACGACUACCUACCAGGCUUAGAUAGUUAAUCUAAAUUACUAGGUAGUUUGCAUGUUUACUUCGAAUUCCAUGACAGGGUUUUGAUCUAGCUAGGACGCGGCGUUUUAGUAUCAGGUUGGACGUGUUACUCACCAAUGCGAGGCGCCUACGGAUACCUUAAACUAGUAUGUACACUGAACUGUAUGUAUCAUAGUGGAACUAUUUACAACAUCGCAUACGGGUAAACAAAGAUUGCAUACAUACAGGUAAACAAGAGUGCAUACGGGCAAGCAACACCACAUCCGGGUGUUACUACUAGCAGCGAUGUGUGAGGAUGUCGCUACGUGUUCUAACCACUCUACAGAAGACAGGCCGUUUGCGUGUGCAGUUGCGAAUGUAGUAAACCUUCAAACGAGCUGAUCAUCUAGGACGCCACCAAGUCUCUCAUUCUCAUACCAAAACUUUCCAUCUAUACAUGCUGUCAUGUGGGAUGCAACGAAUCGUUUACCAAAUGGAGUGAAUUGCGUAAACAGCAAAAGUCAUCCCAAAGAGUACAGAUGUUCUACAUGUGAUCGACUGUUCAGAAACAAAAGCAGUAGACCUUAGUUCCAACUCAUUGCAAGAAAUUUCAGACGGUUCACUAGUCAGUUUGAAAGAAAUUAUUAAUCUAAAUCUUAGCAGUAAUCCAAAACUACAAAAAAUACCAGCCGAGCUGAACACUUUGCAGCAUCUUGCAAAUCUGUAUAUGUCAGGAUGUGGCAUUACUAGUUUGCAAGAUACUUCGUUGUCGAGGACAAACCUGGAGCAGCUUGACUUGUCAAAUAAUCACAUCGUAACUUUGGGAAAACAUUCAUUGUCUGGCAUUCCAGCUGUACUUAUCUCUAAGAUAAAACUUGAUAACAACAGCCUAGCUAGCAUUCUUGAGUCUUCAGGAUUUGCUGAAAUUUGCUCUGCUAACGAAGGCCAGGCUGUCUUUGAGUUCGGUAAUUACAACAACUUUCGUUGUGAUUGUGAUUUGGUUUGGCUGCGAAAUUACCCGAACUGUUUGCAAGGGCAAGACAAAUCCAUCGUGUGUAGCAGCUGUCCUGAUGACAAUCAGGGUGAUUGUACUAAAAGUAUAAUAAAAUUUAGAGCAAACAACUGUACAAAUUGGCAUAGAGUGAUUCUGUUUGCUACUGUUGGUGGGUCUGUCGUCGUAGUAAUUCUUGUUGUUGUUGUUGUUGUCGCUGUUCGACGUCGACGUCGACGUCGCAACAGAAAAAAUGAAGGCGAUACAGUUACAAGAAGCAAUGAAAAUCUAGAAAGAUGUGCAGAUGGAUCGGAGGCGCCUCUUCUAAGUGGACGUGCACGUCGUGUUGUUGCAGAUACGAAAAUGAGAUCAGAACGUAGUGCCACUGCAAGGAAGGACGAUGCUGACAUGUCGCUCGAUGAUGAACUGCGAAGAUUUUUAGUAUCCUAUAGAUGUUUGAAACGAAGAGCUGUAAUUGGUGAAGGAGGUUACGGUAUUGUCUAUAGAGCUAAAUGGAACAACUACACUGUAGCAGUUAAGAAACUGCGUGUGCCAAAUGAGUGCCUUCUUGACAAUGAGAAAGAGGAAUUCAAGCGUGAAGCUUUCAUGAUGAGCAAACUGCAUCAUCCUAAUAUUGUGUUAUUGAUGGGAGUGUGUCUGGAGGAAAGAAAGACAUGCAUUGUGACUGAGUACAUGGAACGUGGAUCCGUUGCUAAGAUUCUACGUGUCGGUAACAUGACACUCGAGACAAGUAGAGUUCACCAAAUGCUGCUUGAUGUCGCGAAAGGCAUGGCUUAUCUCCACUCGCAAGAUCCACCCAUCAUACAUAGAGAUUUAAAGUCGAGCAAUCUUCUUGUUGAUAGGAAGUGGACUGUUAAAGUGGGCGAUUUUGGAGUUGCAAAGAUUUUGACCAGACUCUCCCGAGCUGACACUAAACUACCCGGAUCAGUAAGGUGGACGGCUCCGGAGCUACUUGUUGAUCGUCCGUCGUUAACUGAAAAAGCCGAUGUCUACUCCUUUGGCAUUGUCACUUGGGAGUUUACUGAUCCCCCACACAUUCCUUUCAAUGAUUUUCAACGAGAUCAAGAGGUUGUCAAUGCUGUUCUUAAAGGGACUCGCCCUCGCAUUUCGGAGAAUUGCUAUCUAGACAGUUUGAGAGGCGUAAUAGAGAGUUGCUGGCACGGUGACCCUGCUCAAAGACCAGAGUUUGAUGACAUCGUUACUCAACUCAAACAGACAUCGUCUGCUGAUACCGUAUCUCACAUGUCUCUCACAAGUGACACGUUGGAGUCUUCAAGCAACUCUGAUUAAUUAACUGAAAAUACUGUACAAACUUUUGUGACUUUGCUGUCAUCUCAUAUCAAAGAAGACUGUAGCCGCGCGACAACGCUGUUGUACAUUAGCUAGUGAUUUACAAAUGCAGUAUAUGGCAGGAAUGUCGCUUUACAAACAAUAGUAUGCAGUUUGAUCUUGUAAGUCACCCAAAGCGGUCGUCUCAUGUUCACACAUGUUGCUAAAUUUUGUCCUAGAACCAAAGUGUCUAUGUAUGUAUGUAAGUAUGUACACGAACCUCAAAUUUCUAC
This is a messenger RNA of Corticium candelabrum, 2790 nucleotides long. RefSeq lists its product as uncharacterized. The record is from RefSeq and is a predicted model, not a curated record. Gene Ontology annotation, biological process: protein phosphorylation; signal transduction. Gene Ontology annotation, cellular component: cytoplasm. The transcript is spliced from 16 exons. Gene Ontology annotation, molecular function: ATP binding; protein kinase activity; protein binding. Bases 944 to 2518 code for a protein of 524 amino acids. NCBI's taxonomy places the organism in Eukaryota, Metazoa, Porifera, Homoscleromorpha, Homosclerophorida, Plakinidae.